Molecule: messenger RNA, 2230 nt
Organism: Mytilinidion resinicola
Lineage: Eukaryota; Fungi; Ascomycota; Dothideomycetes; Mytilinidiales; Mytilinidiaceae
Product: major facilitator superfamily transporter
Exons: 2
Coding region: 1-1752 (583 amino acids)
Biological process (GO): transmembrane transport
Molecular function (GO): transmembrane transporter activity
Source: RefSeq, a predicted model, not a curated record
AUGGCAGAAAGCCCCACGACGAUCCACGUCAAACAUACCCCUUCUGAGGAUACCAUCAACAGCACUGAGAAGCCAUCGCCUCACAAUGCUGCCUCCACUCACCAUGACAGUCCCUCCCCGUCUGGCGAGCUUCCAACUGCACCAUCAGAUGCGUCACUACCACCACAGGAUGGAUCUGAAUUCCCUAGUAUGGCCAAGAUCAUUCCCGUCAUGAUCGCCAUAUACUUGACUAUGUUUCUCAUAGCCCUCGAUAGAACCAUUAUAGCAACAGCUAUCCCGCGUAUCACAGACGACUUCCACUCUCUCGGCAACAUCGGUUGGUACGGCUCGUCCUACCUACUCACUCUCUGCAGCUUCCAGCUCGUUUUUGGCCGCGUCUACACGUUUUACGACCCCAAAUGGACACUCCUGACCUGCAUCGCCAUCUUCGAAAUUGGCUCUACUGUCUGCGGCGCCGCACCCUCAUCUACCGCCUUCAUCGUCGGCCGCGCCAUCGCCGGCUUGGGGGCUGCAGGCAUGCAAAACGGUAGCAUCAUCAUCAUCACUCGUGCCAUCCCCCUCCAAAAACGCCCCAUCUUCAUCGGCUGCAUGGGCGCCGUCUUCGGCAUCGCCAGCGUCACGGGCCCUCUCCUCGGUGGCGUGUUUACAGAGCACGUCAGCUGGCGCUGGUGCUUCUACAUCAACCUCCCCGUCGGCGCCGUCGCUGUCACCAUCCUCGUCAUUAUCUUGCAAGUUCCACCGCAAGCCGGGGACCACGACAACCGUGGCCUCACCUUCAAAGCCCAACUGCAGAAGCUAGACCCACUCGGCACGCUCGUUCUCCUUCCCGGUAUCAUUUGUCUCCUUCUCGCGCUGCAAUGGGGCGGAAGCACCUAUGCCUGGCACAACGCGCGCAUCAUCGUCCUCCUGAUCCUCUUCAUCCUCCUCUCCGUCGCCUUUAUCGCUAUCCAGAUCUGGAAGGGCGACACCGCGACGGUCCCGCCCCACAUCUUCUGCCAGCGCAGCAUCGUCUGCGCCUUCGCGUACAUAUUCUGCUGCAUGUCCGCUAUGCUGAUCUUCUCUUUCUACAUCCCCAUCUGGUUCCAGGCCAUCAAGGGCGUCACUCCCACUAAAUCUGGCAUCGAUGUCCUUCCCAUGGUCAUCGCUCUCGUCGUGGCCUCGUUCAUAGCCGGAGGCUUUGUCCAGAAGGUCGGGUACUACGCCCCGCCGAUGAUUCUCUCGUCGAUCAUUAUGCCGAUCGCCGCCGGCCUGCUCACGACGUGGCAGGUUAACUCUGGUCAUGCCAUGUGGAUUGGCUACCAGGUGCUGUACGGGCUCGGUCUUGGUGUUGGUAUGCAACAAGCCACUAUGGUGGCACAGUGCGUUCUGGGCAGGAAGGAUGUCUCGUCCGGUGUGGCGCUCAUGUUCUUUGCGCAGAACCUAGGGGGUGCAAUUUUCGUGUCCGUGGGCCAAAACGUGUUUGCGAACCAGCUUGUCAAGAGCAUGUCGCACAUCGCCGGCUUGGACGCGAAUGAGGUGGUCAAGACUGGUGCCACGAACUUGAGGCACGUCGUCAAGCCAGAGCUGUUGGGCGCGGUGUUGGCAGGGUACAACAUUGCCAUCAGACAUGCGUUCUACGUGGGCGUGGCGAUGUCCUGCAUGACGAUCUUUGGAGCACUGGGAGUGGAGUGGAAGAGUAUUAAGGGGAAGAAUGAAGGUGGGCCGACUGCGGAAUCGGCGCAAAAGACUCAAGAGAAAGACGAAAGUGUUUGAGAAAUGAUGGGGCGGAGUUACUGAAUUAUCGCAUACCGGGGCGUUCGUUUUAUCGAAAUACCCUUACGCCUUCGAAGACGACCUGGUGGUAAGAAAUGGUGGUAAGAAAAUUGUAAUUAUAGAAAGCAGAAUAGUGGCAACACUCCGCUUUGACUGGAGCAUAGACUUAUUGAAACACUCGACUUCAAAACGCCUCUCAAACAAGGAAAAAUAUUGAAUUGAAAUAUAACUAACAAUGAAUGAUCGAAGAUCUAAGAGAAAUACCACUACCCGAAGCACCUACUCACUUACCCCUUCAAAAUUUCCCAGCCAUCAACUGCCCCCACCCCCCGCGAUAACCAUCAUCUGCACCGUCCGCCUCCGAUCAACCUCCUUCUUCAACAUCACCAAACAACUCGCCACCACCCCGGCCUCGUCCAAAUCCCCCUCCACACCACCCGCCGCCAGCUGCAACUCCCCUCCAUUCCCCGCGCUCGUC